AUGGCUGACUCACAGAUUGUCUCCAUCACAGCUUCCCUUGUCAGGGAAUACCUGAGCCGAAAGGUAAGCUUAGAUCUCCAAAGAAGGCUUAAUCUUAGCUUAUAUGUGCUGGUUGGCAUCUCUGUACAUUACAGGGUAGGGCAUUACAUCUGCAACCCCUUUUCCUUCCCUAAGGAUGGCAGGUUUUUGAAUAGAGGGUUCAGAUUAAGAAAAUAUAAUUGGCAAAAUUUUGACCCUUCAGAUAAUUUUUUUAAAGUUGCCUACAAAAAAUUAUUCCUUUUGAUUUCAUUUUUCAAAAGGUGCCUACAGGAAUCGAAGGGUUCGGGUUCAAGCCAUCUUAAGCAUGGUGCAGACAAUAGAAUGCAGAGUUCUGGUGAACAUGUAUAUCUGCCAUUGUACACUUAAUGUCAGGUCCCAAGCUAGAGAAAACAUUUAGUUUUGUUUUCCUGAGAGUCCUUUUUACCAUGUUUGCUCAUUCUAGAUGGCUGGACUUUGGCCAAGUUCCUGUCUUUUAUAAUAAUAUUAUUUUUGAACCUCAACUUUGUCUUUGUCUAUAAGCACACCAAAAGAACCCCUUGCAUUUGAGUUAACAUUGACAAAGCAGGCUUUGUCUUUGUUAACUCAUGAAAUGUAUAAUGGAAGCAUUUUAAAUUAUGACACCCACCUUUGUUUAUGCACAAACAGGGGCUUAAGACCACCUUACAGACCUUGGAUAAAGAAAUGCCGAGAACUGAAGAUAGGUACAUGUCACUCCAUAAGAUACAUCUGUCCUGAGUGCUUUUAGUAAAAACUUAGAGAGUUUUGGACAAGAAAGGUGCAUGAUUGUGCCAUUUAGGUCAAUUUUCUUUACAAGUACAUCCAAAACAACGGAUAAGUUUAUGUUCACCAAACUUUGCUGUGGGAAUUUAAUUUCUAGGUUUUAUUUUUCGUGAGAAAUGUGAAAAAUUUGUCAAUAUUUUGCUAUUUUAAUUUCUAUAAAAAAUAAUGUUGUAAUGUAAUAAAAUUUUGAUGGGCAGCAAAUUAUUGCAUUUAACUGUACUGUGUAUAUUCUACAAAGCAAAUCUAAUAAAACAAAGAGGUUAUGAAAUGUGAAUGAGUAACGUACAGUUAAGUUACUAACUAAUUAUUAUAGUCACAUGGACAUAAUUCACUGUAAGUGAACCAAAUGAAGUAUGCAAAAAAAGAUAUUCCUUUUAUUGAUUAAAAUGCACUUAACCAACCAAAUAAAAGAACCUAUCUUCUUUUGAUUUAUUCCAUAGCAUUAGCAACCGUCUGCAACUUGCCAAAGAAAUGCACAUAGAAAGACUCAUGAAAAAGAAUAAGGUGGGUAGUAUGCAAUGGUCUCCACUGUUACAGUCAGAAUUCUCAAUAAUAAUUAUUGCAUUCUGCUCAUUAUGUAAUCAGAAAAUAAUACCACAGUCAACUCUCUCUAAAAUGGACACUUAUGGUAUGGGCACUAAGUGUCCGUCUUAUAGAGAGUCAAAUAAAGGGAGUAAAGAAAGGCAGGGACCAAAUCUAGGUGUCUCUUUUACAGAGGUGUCCAUUUUGUAGAGAGUCAAAUAAAGGGAGUAAAGAAAGGCAGGGACCAACUCUAGGUGUCCAUUUUACAGAGGUGUCCAUUUUGUAGAGAGUCAAUUAAAGGGAGUAAAGAAAAGAAGGGACCAACUCUAGGUGUCCAUUUUACAGAAGUGUCCAUCUUAAAGAGGUGUCUGUUAAGUGUUAUCUUAGGGUUAUCAGGGCUGUCAGUUACUAAGAGCCAGGGGUGGGGGAUUUUCCCCGGCUACUGUGAACGUGGCCCCGACUACCUUCAUAGGAAAAUAGAACCAAAGCAAAUCCUUAGCUGUUUGAUUAACUGUCCACUGUUUGUAUCUACCUGGCAACUUGAAAUCUUAGUCUUUAUGCAAAAGUUCUGCCAAACUCGCCCACCCAGUACUCAACCUCUUUAUCCCUACUGGGACAUAAGACCUUGAUCAAGCUUUGACACUCAAUCCUGUUCUGAGCUUUGGCCUGUGAUUCACCCCAUGUUAGACCCAUCUCCUCCAGCUCUUUCAUCACUAUUCUUUACCAGGUAGUUUUUGGACCAUGCCUUUUCCCCCUCCCAGUUGGAGUCCAUCUCAUGGGUAUCCUGUCGCUGGGCAUGCUUAGAACAUAACCAAGCCAUCACAGCCUGUGGCUCAUAAUAGGCUGAUUUAGCAACGGAACGGGAGUGUCAGUUGAUGACGGAAAAGUGCACGAAAAGGACCGAAUGCAACUGACAGUGCCCAAUUUCCCACUCUGCCAUUAGUUAAGCCAGUUGUUUCAUUUGUGUGCGCUGUUGUCAACUGACAUUCCCGUUCUGUUGCCAAAUUAGCCUAAUACAUGUAUUUUGAGAGACUGUACCAUACUGUCCGUCUUUUUAUACAGCUCGUCAUAAGUGAUCUUGAAAGUUCUGCAAAAGAGGUUUCAUUGUUUUGAAUGGUAACACCAUUUGUCCGCAGACUGAAUAAUGUUACUGUUUUGUAGAGUGACAAAUAAUCUGACGAUAACUUGGUGGAUGAGUGAAAAGGUUAAUCAGGAAUGGGUUGCAUCUCAUUGGAAUUGAUUGAAAUCUCCCUGGUAGACUUAUUCAAAUGCACAGGCAUAGUUUUGAUUGUGUCGUUACUUCUUUGUUUAGCCAAAAGUCCAAAGGUAUCUUGGAACAUACAUUCACUAGGAAUUUUAGUAAGAAAUAGCUGACUAUUACCUGAAUUCUUUGCAGAGCUAACUUGCCAGCUCUCUGUAUGUACAUGUACCAAGAGAGAAUUACAUUCACUGCUUGAUUUCCAUGAUUGAAGUUACCAGCCUAACCAAGAAUCUUCUUUCCUACUUAUUGUUUGGUCAGGAAUUACCAGAACCAUUUCGUACCAUGCUGGAGGUCAUGGUUCAGUUUAUGAAAAAUCGAGACGUUCAAAGUGGCUCAACAUCUGUUGGAGCAGAUAAGUCAAGUCAAAAGUCAAAGCAAACAAGGUAUUAAUAAUACUGCUGCGAGAGCUGUUUGUACAACAAAUGAAUAAUUGAAAAUGGUUCCUCCCAGAUAAAAUUGGUACCACACAAAUUCAAAACAUUUCAGUACCACUUUUGAGGAGUGGGGGCAUGAACAGCCCAGGAUGGGGUACUCCCAAUAAUGGCGUAUACAGGGAGGCUCCGCCCAAAGGGGUACCUUUUUCAGGCUUCAGGGUUGUAUAUGAAAGGGCAGGGAAUUUACUGGUUGAAGUUAGUAUAUAUAUAUGUCAAAUCAGUCUGUAAAAGGACUUAAAAGUCUAACAGAUGCAUCUUGGGCCUGUUGAAAUGACAAGAAAACUUCCUGGUUUGGUGAUUUAUUCACAAAGACUACAUUUACAGUACUCAAAAGAAAUGCAUGCUUUUUGACCUUAUCACAAUGUAGGUAUGUGAAAAAGGUUGGGAAAAGGUACCUUUUCUGGCUUGGACCUCAGGGCAGAACCUCCCUGUGCAAUGUACAUGCACAUAUCUUCAUUGAGUGCCCUCAUCCCCCUCCCGGGUAUUCAGUCAACUCUUGAAUUUUGUCUGUUGAGGCACUCCUUUCAGUGAGUUCCAUGUACAUGUACUUCAAUGGUAUGGGCACCUUUCAAUGUAAACUGACAUCGAUGUAUGUACAUGUAUAUAAAGUUGACUCCCUCCAGUCUUCUCUUAAGUUCUUUUCUAAGAAUAUUGAUGGCCUCUUAGUACUCUCUGGUGUUCACCUACACUGUACUAUGUAAGAGAGAGUCCAUUUGUUAAGUAUUACAAUGUAUGUGUAACAACUAAAGUGCAUUGGUAACUUCAUUUGGCACAUUUGACUGUCAGGGAAAGAAAAAAAGAAUCCAGUACUAGGACAACUGCACAACCAUCAAAUAAUGAUCUCAUCGAUAACAUGGACAAACUGGGUGAUAAAAAUGACAGAAAAGACCAUGACGAUCUAUUGAAACGCCUGGAAAAACCUUCAAGCAAAGUUCACGGCUCUCCAACAGGCAUAAAGUUCGCUAAUGACUCCAGUAAGAUGCAAGUCAGUACACAGAAAGAUGAAUUGCAUAAAGGAGGAGGUACAGAUGCAAGUGAUAUUGGUGGAUUGCUACAUGUACAAUCAGGGAGCGUGAGGCCAACUGUGUCGUUGUCGGAUCAAAUGGCGUUGAAACAGAAAAGUAAACGGAGACUUAAUAGCAGUAUUGGUGGGCCUGUUAUUAGUUCUGGGCUUGGUGCUAAAAGAGACUCAAGAACUCGUCAUAGUACUGGGAGGCUUAGUGGAAGUUUAACAGCAAAAAACAUUGGAAGCUUGUUUGGAGAUGAUGAGGACAGUAAAGACUUGAGUAGUGUACAUGUACAUGUAUCUACUCCAAAUCAGGAUCUAUUGGUUAACAAAGUAAGGAGUUUUUUGCAGUGUAUUUCUGAUGCGGUAUAUGUACAUCAUUAGCAACCGUUCGUUUUUUAUGAGAUGGGAGGGUGGGGGGCGGGGGAGAAAAAUAUUGGGUUUGAAGUGUUUUUUUGUGGAGGGCGGUCACCUAUAAAACCCUUUAAGUUUUUUUGGAUACUAGAUCAGGGCUGUUAUUAAGAGCCGGGGGCAGGGAAUUUCCCCCGGCUACUAUGAACGUAGCCCCUGGUUACUUUCAUAUUAAAACAGAAGACAAAUAAAACCAAAAGAAAUCCCUAGCCGUUCGAUUCCCCGCCUACUUGUUGUAUCACAGGGAGCCCACACAAUCUGUUUGUGUAGCCGAUUGUUAUUUUAUAGUAAAUGUACUGGAUUUACCGUUUGCUUCACCUAUAGCGAUAUAUCGCUAACUAUGCAUAUAAAUCAAUGAUAAAUAAACGUUGAAUUACUUUACCUGUGGUAUAUAGUCGUCGUUUUACCUCAAAAGCGGUUUUUUGAGCGAUUUUGAAGGAGUUUGAUUUCGCCGUUGACUGUUCCUUAUAAUAGAAGGACAAGGGUGGAAUCCAUGUUUUGAAAGGGCUCCAGUGCCGGAGCGAUUUUUUUUCCUCAAAAUCGCAUUGCUCCGCUUUCAAACUCCGUAGCAAAAAGGUAGAAAGAUUCACGUUUCUCCUCGUACCUUCCGAUCGAAAAUCCAUCCAAACAGCCCGGAGCUAGCCGUCGAAGAAAAUUAAAAUCCCACAGUAUUUGAGCGGCUGGAAUGCGUAGCAAGAUUCAUACGUGCCAGCCACAAACCGUGCUACGGGGUUUGAGAGCGGCGCGAUGCGAUUUUUGCGGGGAAAAUCGCUCCGGCACUGGAGCCCUUUCAAAACAUGGAUUCCACCCUUGUCCUUCUAUUAUAAGGAACAAUCAACGGCGAAAUCAAACUCCUUCAAAAUCGCUCAAAAAAAACCGCUUUUGAGGUAAAACGACGACUAUAUACCACAGGUAAGGUAAUUCAACGUUUAUUUAUCAUUGAUUUAUAUGCAUAGUUAGCGACAUAUCGCUACAGGUGAGGCAAACGGUAAAGCCAGAACAUUUACUAUAGAAUAACAGUCGGCUACACAAACAGAUUGUGCGGGCUCCCUGUGGUUGUAUUUACCCAGCAACUUGAAAUGUUGUUGCCUUGGCUGUAUAAUGUCGCGAUAAGAAAGGGGAUGAGUUGCGCUCGUAUGAGGUGGGCUGAUUGGUGCCAAUUCACCACCCUGAUUCUGCCAGUGUACGUAUAGGCUAGACUUGCCACAAGUCGACCUCACGAGUUUCUAAACGAGCGACGAAGUUGUGAGAGGUCUUGGACGAAGGAAUUUUUUGAAAGUUUACGUAUAGGUACCCUGCGAACUGAGGUUUCUGUCUUGAAUGGCUUUUAGCGUUUCCGGAGUCGCCGGUUCUCGUGGCUUGUCUGUCGUGUGGUUAGUUUCUUUCCGCCCCGUGAGACGUAAACAAACUAACUACGCGACAGACAAGCCACGCGAACGACUUUGCAAACGCUAAAAGCCAUGCAUGAGAGAGACCUCUGUUCGCAGGGUAGCUAUAGGUUACCUGAAUACUUACUAGAGUAUCGGGUUUUUAACUCAAAGGAAUGUGCCUAAGACGUUUUUAGUAUAAUGUCGACCUCUGGAAAUGAGUUCUCCGUCGUUUGAGUCAAGAAAUUUCUUACAUUUGUACAAUAGUGGCCUUAUUUUCCCUUUUCGGCAGACUGAUGAACUUCACAAUAUGCAGGAUGUUCCUGUUGACCGAAAGGGAAGAGAAAAACAUAGACCGUGAGUAUCACUCUAAAAAUUAUCGACUCCUAUUUUUUUCUUUUUAAUAAUUUGGGAGACAGAAAUAAUAAUUACCUGCAUAGAGUAUACUUCGCGUUUAACAUUAUUUGUGCUUAAAGUGUUGUGUGCUCAAAAAUUAUAUCAGUAAGGAUGAUGUUGCUGUAUACUGUUUAUUUCUAUUUUUCAUUUUUUCAGGGAAGAUAUUUCAGCUAAACAUCACAGAAGAAACACAUCUAAUGAAAUCUCAAGGUAGCUAUAAGUUAAAUGAUGUUCUCAGUACUGGCGUUCUAGAAUCAGGUCUCCCUCUGUCUCUUCAAGUCAUCUAGAUUUUCAACGUUUUGUUUUUUCCUGCUUAGAAACGAGCCUGUCACCAGUACAUUGAGGAAUCAGAAGGUAAUACUAUGAUUAUUGAACAGUAGAUGAACAGUCGAACCUCCACUUGGAGGUUAUAGCAAUUGCACCAAAGUCAUUAACCACUUUUUUUUUUGUUUACUUAAGGCUAAAAGUAGCGAUCUGGUGUUUGAAGAUAUUGACGACGACCUAGAUCAAGAACUUGGUCACUUAACCUUAGGUAUGGUAGAUCUAUACAGUCGAACCUCCAUGUGCGACCAUCUCUCGUAAGCGAUCACCUCCCAUAAACGACCGCCAAUCCAAAACAAUAAAAUUUUCCCAGUGAAAGCCUUACAGCUGGAACCUCUAGUAAACGACCACCUCGGUCCUCCUAUAAGCGACCGCGACUACUUUUUGUGCCUGACUGUCAAUGAUUUUCCAUUGGUUUUAACCUCUUGUAAGCGACCACAGUUGACGCAUUCUCUGAUCUCUAGGUUCGCUGUGUCCACUAUGCUUCUUACAAUAUACAAAGAGCUUUAGUGACAACGUGGAACUACAAAUGUCGUAAUUAUCUUCCAUAAAGUAGAUGUGUCUGGACCUCUUCUCGGAAGAGGCUCCCUGUGGUUCGAUUCUUGUAAACGACCCCCUCCCGUAAGCGACCACUCAUUCUUUUCAUUUUGGGUGGUCGCUUAUGGGAGGUUCGACUGUACGUGUAAAUAUGAUGGUCUGAAAGCUGUUUAAUCCGACUGUAAAUCGAUUCACCUCGGGGAACCAGCUGGAUAAACCUGGAUUUGUCCAUUGUCAGUGUAAGACCUAUAAAAGGACGGUUUAUCGACUCCAAAAUACUCUAGCUCUAGCUACUCUCGUGUGAAGCUGCUGGUAACACCAUACAGUCAAAUCCCGCUUUACGGACACCUUUUUGAUUAGGACUCCUUAUUAUUUCGAAUAGUUUGCUUUGUCCCUGGCCUGGGGAAAGAUAGCCCUUACAUUUUCUUUAACUUCAACCCCCUUUAUACGGACACCCCGUUAAUACGGACACUUUCUCGGUAUCCGUGUUAAUCGGGUUUGACUGUAAAGUAUAUUCCCAGGGAAAGAAGUUAUAGCAACACAGAAACAAAUAAAUCGUUAAGAUCUCCCGCCAAGAAAUGGACCCGUAAACAAAAACAAACAAACCAAAAAAUAGCUCCGUAUGUAGACCUAGCGCUUGCGUUGGCGCGGGGCUUGAACUUGCAACUCCAGGGCGCUAACCAGCCUCUUACCCAGGCCAGUUCGCGCUAUCCGAGUUACCAGAGGAGGCUUGUAACUGAGCGCGAUAGCGGGAGGCGUCCUUGGCGAAUUUUCCCGACAAGCUUGACAGUUGACGUCAUAUCCGAAAUCGCCAAGGACGACUGGGGACGAGGCUGGGCUCUAACCUCUCUGCCACGGUUCCUCCAAAUGUAGGACUAACGUAUUUCUGCACUUAGAGUUUGGUUAAUUGAAAGCUGCUAUAAGAAAAUGUUUUAAGUUUACUCAUAUUUUAGGUCCAAAGAAAAUUACGCAAGUUGAUGUCCAAAACAAACCUAUCACUUUGGAAACAGCAAUGGUAGGUGCAAUCUUAUGGCCUUGAAAUUUACAUGUAACUAGCGAAAACGUCUUGUGAUUCUUUCUGUAUGUUAUUGUAUUCUUUUUCUUCUUGUAAUAUGUUGAACUUUACAUCACCUAUGCGUAAUGUUUUAUUCCCCUAGAUUAGCUUAAUAGCUAUUUGCGGGCUAUACAACACUGUAAAACUUUAUCUUUUUUAAUAACUGAACUGUUGUCGUUUUAACAUUGCUGUUGCUGUGCAUAGAAAAGGCCGUUUCAUCCUUUUUGUAAUUACAAUUUGAAGUCAAUCUUAUCAAGACAAGGACUUUGUUGUAAUGCUUUCCCCUUAGCCUAUUACAGGCUACGCCCCCCAAGUCAUUAUCGUCGCAAGCGACUCCUAAAAGAGAACGCCUGAUCAUGCUGACUCACUUGAUUUAGGCAAUAUCCUGUGUAUCUAGUCGCCUAUUUACUGAUGCAUGUGUUGAUCACAUUAGGGCUUGAAGAAUCUUAUAUUUGGAAAUGCCAAGUCGAGCUUUACACCAGAAUGGAGAAAUCAAAGCUUUUCAUUCUGUGACUUAUAUGCACUGGAAUAUGGAAUUGUACAACUAAAGGUAAGGUCAAAUUAAUGCGAAUAUUUCGCCUGAAUCUCUCGGAUGAAAGGGCAAUUGUUGAACUAUAGAACGGUGACCAGUGGUCCAAGGUGCGACCGUUGUGGUUGCCAUGGUGAUUAAAAAACAAAAGUUGCGAUUAAAAGUGCAGCGAAAGUCGACAGUUGGGUACACACCUGUUUUAGGCGGUAAUGCGGCUAAGCCGUUGCUUUUUCGAUAAGUAAGUUUUUGGUGAGAUAACAUUUGCGUGAAAUAGUUAUCAGUUACGCUCCUUGCGACCAUUAUAUGAUUUUAGGUUGGAAAAAGGCAACUCUGUAGCACUGAAACUCUUCAGAUUUUAAAACAAAUGAAUAAAAUAUUAGUUAAUUAAAGGAACCCUAGAGUGAUCAGCCUUAAAGUUCUCCUUGUAGUAUCUUUGCUUUAUAAAACAGAGUGAUUAGAUUAUAAUGUUAGGGGUUAUCGUUGUUGUUGUUGUUGUUUUUCAGGGUGGACCCUGUGGAGUGCUGGCUGCUGUACAGGCGUUUGUCCUCAAGCAUUUGCUGUUUGGCGGAAAGAAAGGGGACUCUAAAAAGUACAUUGUGUUUCAGAUACAAGAGUACGGUGGCCCAGAAGGGUCACACAUGCAAAUUAAAAAUGUUGCUGCAAAUUAAAAAUAGGACAUGCAAACUAAAAAUAUUACAAACAUGAAACAUGAAUGGGCCGACGGCUGUAAGGCCAGGUCGCACGGCUCGGACCAGAUCCUCAUCACUCCUACUGCGCGCAGGACUUUUCAUUUUUAAUUUGUGUCGAUAUGUUUUCUAUUUUCAAUUUGCAGCACAAUUUUUAGUUUGCAUGUACUAUAAUUUAAUUUGCAGGUAAUAUUUUUAGUUUGCAUGUACAAUUUUUAAUUUGCAGCAACAUUUUUAAUUUGCAUGUGUGACCCUUCUGGCCCACCGUACAAGAGUAUAUGAUGUUUACUCAUUUUUUUCUCUAGGAUAUCUUUAAAUACCAGGAAAAUGUCUAUUGGUUUGAUGAUUUAGUUUAGAUUGUAAAUAAUCAUUUUCAGUUGUCGUCCCUUUUUCUUGCAAUAUUCUGUACCAUUGACGUCAUUUCAAAUGGACUGAGCGCAGCUGCCAAAGGCUCCUUUGUGUGCUGAUGUCCGAGCUUACUGUUCACAUGUUAAAAUAUAUUGUAAGAGGGCACGUCUGUUGUCCUCUCAUCCACGACUCUUCAUUCAUUCGUUUGUUUUAACGGAUAUCGCAAGCAUCUUCCAGAGUUGGUCAACGCUAGCUGGUUAUGAAGAAUAUUAAGGUGUUUCGAUACAGUUUUUCAGAGGCCAUACCGAUAUUUUUCAAUCGCCUUAUAAGUGUUUUUUUCCUCGUCCAAUCGCUGUAAUAAUUGCCUAUGGAUUGAAAUGUGUGAAAAUGUAGUUUUAAGUAAAAUCGAUAUUACUAUGACAACAAUAAACAAAAAACUUUGAAAUUGGUAAAAGCCGAAUUUUGUGUGAUGUAGACCAGCUACUGAAAAUCCAACACUAGGAACUUAAAGUUUGGUGUCUAGCGAACGAUCUCCUUAAGAAGUAGAAAAUUCUGUAUGUUUGAAUUCGACUAAAACGAAAAUAUAUGUCAAACCUUAAAUUUUCAAUAGCCGUGAUAGAUUAUUUAAUAAAAACGUUAUAAAUGAUUCAAAUUAUUCUUAAGUAGCGUCAGAAUGCUGCUUAAUGUAGUAUUUUGAUGCUAGGAAAUUUUGGCGUAUUUUUGUUCUUGCGAUCCUGAAAACUAAGACGUUUUCUCACCACCUGCAACUUCAUUCAAAAUUUGGACUUUUCGUGCUUUUUUGUAUAUCUCUGAAACGACUCGAACGAAUUUUUUUAAAAUCUCCUCUCAUAAUCUUCAUAAUGUAUAUAAUAACGUCUGAAACUUUCAUUAAGAUUGAUUCACUGCAAUACCUUGAAAUUUCAAGACAAACCUAUCCCACGAAUCGGUCAAAAAUCUGCGUUACAACAGUCACUGUUUUGACGUUAUGCUAAUUUUUCCAAAGUAAUGCGCACUAUACAUACCUAAAUGACCAGUACAUUUUAGUUUGAAUUUAUCGCAUCUUUUGAAUGUAAAACAUUGACAAUAGUCACACUGAAAUAUACUAGUCAUGGAUAUAUGUAUUGUCCGCAUUAAUUUACUUCUCACGGAGGUUAUUUGCUAAACAUCAAACUUUUAUUGCUAGUGUUGAAUUUUCAGUAGCUGGCCCAGAUCGCGCAAAAUUAGGCGUUUAUCAAUUUCAAAGUUUUUUGUUUAUUGUUGUCAUAGUAAUAUCGAUUUUACUAAAACCCACAUUUUGACAAAUUUCAAUCUAUAGUCAAUCAUUGGUGAAAACUUUAUAGCGAUCAGACAAGGAUAAAAUCACUUUUAAAGCGAUUGAAAAAUAUCAGUAUGGCCUCUGAAAAACUAUAUCAAAACACCUUAAAGCUGGAGGAUUUGAGCCAAUCAGAAACGGAGAAAUUAAAUGGCGAUAAUAAUUUUUUUCCCAUUACCCUUGUCAUUUCCAUUUCUAGUAACAACUUCUGAGAAUAACUCAGCCAUGCCUUUUUUUUUUCUGCUGCUCCUGUCCGGACGUGGCGAUUAUGGAAACUAGUUUUUUCUAAUCUUUUAAUAAAUCCUAUUUCAUGUCCAUUUUAGGAAACUUCAGCCUUCUUCAAGAGAAAGAACCAAAGCUCUUACAUCAGCUAUUAGUGAAAUAUUAUGGAGGGCUGGUGACAGCAGAGAAGCAGUAGUAGCCUUGUAAGUUACUCUGAAAUUUAGUUUAUGCAUUAUUUAAAAAACAAGCAGGAGUGUUUGGCCGAAAUUGAAACACGAGGCGCUGCCCUGAGUGAUGUGUCGUUGUCGAGUGAUUGUCAUCGGGCACUCCACUCUGCUCAAGGUGGCCUCAGCCGAGUCACAUGUCUGGACUGCCAGUGCCGGUAGUCUUCUGGGUCAGCCAUAAUAGGGACUUUAAGAUCCAACGACGCGGACGGCAACGCAAAAGUAGAAAAAACAAUAGGUUUUAUGAGCAGACAACAACUUUGAACAAGUAGACGAAAUUUUAUCUCUUUCUGAACAUGGUUAUGGUCCCUAGGAAUUCAACUGCAGAAGGGUUCGCCUACAUUCGACAAAGUAAGAGGGUAAUGAUUGCGAUAAAGACUGAAAGAACGCAAAUUCACUUUUUAAGCGACGUUCUCGUUGCCGUCGUGUCGUUGGAUCUUAAAGUCUCUAAUGGUAGCCUGCGUCGCAGACGUAAUCUUAUCGCAGUUAGUAACGUCUGCGAAGCAGCCCCGAGGUUCUUGUUCGACGCCCCAAACGGACUUGAUGAAUCAGUUAUCGGAAGGGCGUUUGGAUUUCCCUUCAACCCGGACCAAUCACGGCGCGUACUCAAUCCUGGUACACAGGCGGCGUCUUGAAGAACGGGGUGACGGAAGAACGGAAGAACGGCGACGGCAACGACAAACACCAAAAGCCGUGCCUUUUGGUACGUUAUUUUACCGUUCUCUACGAAAAUUUGUUUUUUGCUGAAUGUGGCGAACCAUGAAGUGGGUGACCACAAGACGUCGAUGCGAUCAAAAGUUGUUUUCGCUGUCGUCGCCGUUGUGAUCGCUUAAGCUUCUCGAAUCACAUCCAUUGAGACCAUCGCAAUAGAAAACAAAACCAAAAUAAAACAUCAAACAAAACAAGUCAAUAACAACAAUCAAGACAUGGCCUUUCGUUUUUCCUUUUAUGGUGUUGUUAGUUUUGCUCUUACAACUCAAAAUUAAGUCAGUCACUUCACAUCCUCUGAUUCAUAUCUCUCGCCCCAAGAAUAACGUCGCUUGAAACAAAAAUCGCGCAACAUCUUUGAGGAUGGAGCAAUCACCAAAUCAAGUAACACGAAAUAUCGAAAAGACACCUCAACUCGGUAGCUACUAUAAUUUCGGCAACACCCGAAGUUACAUCCCAUUUAGUUAAUUUUCACAAUUUAUUUCAGACCUACUGGUGGUUCUAAUGUUUUUGGUGCUGGGCGAUACAAACCGGACCAGUUAACAGAAGCGGUAAGUACUGCAAUUUCCCAUAAGAUCACCCGACGCCUGCCCACUGACAGAACGUUUUAAAGCAAGAUAGGACAUUUCACGCCAAAAUGACUCGAUCGUGACAUUUUUAAGGGAAAAUAGGGGGCCUGCACUGUAAACAGUGUUGCACUUGUAUUGAGAAGUCACUUUCCUCUUCGUCAAGGGUGCCUUCGAAAUACAUGUUUGGCUUUACUGAAAGAGAUCGGUCUCCGCAAUAGUGUUCGCAUUAAACCUCUUUAACGAAUAUUGUUCAUGGUGGAUGUGAGAUUUGCAGGUAGACUGUAGUUACUGUAAUUGCUGCCAUAAUGCAGUAAUGGUAUUUUGUUCCUACACAUUUGCUCAGGGGAUUCUGCUCAGGGUAGAUUUUAGCUGUUCAAACCUGGGUUAAGAUGGCAAAAGGAAAGAGUGAAGUCUGAAUUCAGGUUUGAAAGCUAAGAAACAUGGAAAAUUCAGUUAAAUUCUUUUUGUCUACACACUGAUGAUUGCAUACUCAAAAAAGAAUAGAAGAAAUGUUUCUGAGAAAAUGCUUUAUUAAAAAAGAAAAAGAAAGCGAGAUAAAAAUUUAACCGCGAGUUUGCUCUCAUCGGCCUUCGAACACCUGGGCCGUGCAAUGAAAGCGAUUGCCUCUUUGUUAUUAAAUUUGACAGGACAUGUCCAACUGAUGUCCAAACGCAGUUAAGAUUUCGCCGAACGUGGGCCAAUUUUAGUUGGACUUUGUUCGAUGACCAACUAUUAUUUGCAGCCCUGCACGAUUGAUAAAAAUGGGCCUUGUUUGUUUUCUUACAUCAGGCUAUUUUUUCUGUUGUAUUAAACUUGCAGUUUUGUAAUUGUGAGUUAAUUGCAUGUGGUGACUUUUUUCUGUAUUCCACAGCUUGUGUUAUACACCUUCAAGUCUUCUGAAAGUCUUCUUAGUUUUAUCUCGCAAAAUAUAUCGCAGGUACGUAGCAUUCUUACUGUGUUACUCUAUCCUUACCUGUUGUAUGUCUGUACAAUUAGCAAUUUUGAAUGAGCCUGGAUAAGGUGAUUUUUAUUUCUCCUUUUAGCGAGGUACCGUUGCCUACCUUUUAACCACUGUAUCUGUUUGAUAAUGCUGUUUUAAAAGGAUUAUUUUAUUAAGCGUAAAUUAUUAGUGAAACGAUUACUGAAGUCAGUUUACUUAACAGCAAAAGUGAUACUUUAUCUGCCACCAACGACCAAUCGCGAUAUUUGCAAGUGCUUGGCCUUGUCCGAUAAAUGCUUAUUGCGUGGAAACAAGGCCGAAAGAUAGCGGUUAGUAAUAUGCCCCUUCAUUCUCAAUGGAGCAGAUCAGAAGAAAACUGAAGAGGACAAGUCGCUAUGUCGCGUUGCCAUGGUAGCAAAAUCUGAACAAACAGUGGUCCAUGCCACAAAGAGAACGAAAAAGUUAACGUGAAUUCCUUUCUUGUGCAUGAUUGCACUCAGGAACAAAACAGUAGCCCAUACUUUUCCAUCGUUCGAACAGGCAAAUGGCCGUCCUUGCCAAGAAAGAUUGUUAAGAUCCAGAUCAUGAUUCUGCCACCAUGGUAACGUGACGUCACACUUCUCCUCUCUCUCUAGAGGAGUUUGCUUGUUGAUUGUGGUUCACUUACACCAACAUUGCCAACGUGACGUCAUGGAAGGUCCUUAUUAGGCUUUUUCAAUACAGUUAUUCCGACCGUAAUCCUAAACAUACCUUUCAAUGGACAGAUUUGUUGGACUGAAUACAGUUACAGUCGACCGAAUGACAAAACGUCGAUAUCGUAAGUCUAAAUGAAAGGUGUUUAGACCGCGUCUCCAAAUUAAGCGAUGUAUCGUUUUUCAGUGCAUCUGGUUUGCCGAAUUUCCGUUGUCCAAUUCCCGUAUCACUUUCAUAAUUUCACCCUGGAUCUCUAUUUCGUUUCCCUCUAAAAUCCCGGAUCCCAGCCGUCAAAUAAGCUAAAUCCCGGAUCCCGAAAAGCCUACUAAGGACCCACCCGAGGGGGACUCCCAUAUGAAAGGGGUGGGGAUACUCGCCGGGAAUUUAGAAUUACACCCCCCAAAGGAGACCAACCGGGGCGUGGCCCAACCUUAUUUUGACCCCUAAAAGAGACCAUUUUUAAAACAGAGACAUUUUGUUACAAUAAUCUUUAGGUACUGAUGUUAUACUGAGAACUUUGAUGACAUGAAUCGAGUAAAUAAAACGAAUUGAAAAUACCAUUACGGCUAAAUAUAAUGGCGUUUUGCCCAGAGCAUCCUAAGUGAGACCAAAAUCCGAAAUUUGCACCCCUAAGCGAGACGACAAGAAUCCCCGCCCCUUUUAUAUGGGAGUUCCCCCGUGGACCCUCUAGUUCUUCUUCAACGUCCUGCGCUUGCCGGUUUAAAAUUACAAUGGGUUUACUAGAAAUUUUAUCACAGGCAUAUUAACAGCUUAUACUAUAAGAGCCAAACGUAAUCCUGAAUUAUGUACUUUCCGUAUUACUGCAUUUCAUCUAGAAAUAAAUCCACUUUUUGUCCAUUUUCAGUUUGAAUCUGAUAGUAGCAGUGGAUGUAUUUUACUGUUGUAUUCUGUGAUAUUGUCCAGGUCAAUACGAAAGUAAGUGAAGCUCUAGUAAAUGAUAUUUAACCCUUCAAGCCCUAAUACCUACAUACAAAUUCUUCAAACUAAUACUAGAUAUUUCCUCAAAGCAUUUUCCUUUCAAUGAUCAUUUCUUUAAUUUAAGUUUACGGCAAAUAGUUGACGAGGGGCAAAGAAGUACCAAUACCAGUAGAAAUCGAGAGUAAGCCUUUGUGUUAUAAUUUCGAGAAAAAUAAUCUGCUAGUAUUAUAUUGCAAAUUUAAUGUAAGGGAGCUUCUGGGGAUUUUUAUCAAGUAUUUAGUGGUCUUAAACUUUUCUUGUUGUUCUUGUUUAAGAGUGAUAUCUGAUAUGGAUGAACCUCAAGGCAGGCUGAUGGGUGCUCACGACUACUGCACGCAGGUUAGAUUUUCAAUGCAGUACAUGUAUACCACAAUCUUUUUCAUUUACGGGUAUGGAUCAAUCUGACGACGACAAUGACUACGAGGAUGAUGAUGAUGAUGAUGAUUCCCCCUACUUUAAUCUUAAAUGGAAUGGAUAGUCUUUGUAGGUUAUGCCUUCGCGCUCCUAUUUAUUUUAAUAGAGUGUGCAAUAUAACACCAUUCUGAGCGCAGUUUUCCCAGGUGCGGUUGUAAAGUGUUCCCUUAGUCCUUUGUAUCCUCCAAGUGUUUUGUUACUUUGUUUCUUUGUGUCCGUCUUUCUCUCGUUGUUUCUUAAUAGCUGAAAUUCCGUUGUUGUUGUUGUUUUUUGUUUUGUUUUUUCACUAUUUGCAGCAAAAGUCUCAUUCUCAUUCUUAUUACAUGUAUUGUCCUUUACAGGAACUGGUGAACUUGUUAAUAACCGGAAAGGCUGUCUCAAACACAUUCGAUAACAUCAUGGAGGUUGAUACGGGGGGAAAAAAAAAGGUGUGGUAUUUAAGACGAUAUCAUGAAAGAUAUUUUUCGUGGUGGUUAAUGUGUUUAAAGGGUUUCGUUAUCGUUUGCCUCACGAUCGUCACUAUUAAUCGCGACUUUUCGGCCGCGUACUGCUGGUCCUCGUCAGGUGAUAGUGUCGAUUUCCUGAGUGAGACUGUUUGUACCCCCGUGGUUGUUAAUGAUUGGUGUACAGUCGACCCCCGCUUUACGGACACCCCGGUAAUACGGACACUUUCUACGCCUCCCUCAGUGUCCCUUUUCACGGAGUUUGACCGUAUUACGAACCGUAGACGAUUUUCAUAUGUGACAGUUUUACUUUUCCUGGGGAAAAAAAGCCCUUUACUGUUUCUCUUAAUUCGACCCGCUUAAUACGAACACCCCGUUAAUACGGACACUUUCUAUGGCCCCCUCAGAGUCCGUAUAUACGGGACUUGACUCUUUCACGAACCUAUUAAAGACGAUUUUCACUAAUAUAUAAAGAAGAGUUACAACGAUAGAAUGUGAUAAAAACCCACUAUCUCGAGAAUAUUUGAAGGAAUUUCCUUAUUAUAUGCGACUGUUGAUGCCUUUUUGUUUUAGCUUCGUCCCUCGAUGCUGUUUAGCAAGGUUUUGUUUUAGACAUUCUGUUUAAUCUUCGACUUAAUCGUUUUUUAGUAAGGUGCUAACAUUCAACGAUCUUUUUUUAUUUUUAUUUUUUGCAGAAUGUCUUCAAAGGGAUAGAUAAACAAAGUGACGUCGGGUUUCUGUCCUUAUUUGAACAUUACAAAUCAUGCGAGGUUGGUGAUGACUAGAGAUAUUUUUGUGUGUAGAGAAGAACGGGGGGGAGUGUAAUGAAGGGGACCGGGAGGUGCCUACACACUGUCACCGUCUUUAGGCAGUUUAAGCAGCGACGUUUUUGAACGAAAGUGAACCUUUUUUCUUUUAGUAUGCCUUGACGCUAUCAAAUUUGUAUUGCUAGAUGAUUUGCCCAAAAACUGUGUUCAAAAUCACGGCUCAGGAGUGCAAAAAGUCCACUUCCGGUUGACGUACGUCCCGCAAAAACGUCGCUGGUUAAACACCCUUUUAUCUUUCUACACACCUCCAGGGCUGCUUCCUCUUCCUCCUUUGUACCAAGGUUAAGAGAGUUUUAAUGGAACAGAACUUGUUGUUCUUUUUUAAUACAUCGAGGCAAAUCUUAGGGCCGAGCUCCCGUCCAUUAGAGUCCGGCAGCGUUAAAAAUGAACAGACUGUUAGAUUUCAUGUUUAAGUAUUCCAAUAGGUGAUGACUUGGCAGUCCCUUUCUUUUUGCGUUUGAUUACACGUGGCUUACGUCCACACUAAGAAACCCUGCCACUAAAACUUGUAAUGUAGAGCUUUUUGUAUUGGCCAAUCCAGCAGAUAUUGGCCAAAAAUUUUCUGUCUUCGCAAACUUUUGACGUCUUUGUUUGAUUUGUUACUAAGCUUUUUCGCGUAUGCGAUGUCCACUUGAGAAGUUUGAAAGUUCAUUUUCUGGGAGAACCUGUGGCUCGUCUCCUCGUUCCCCCGCCCCCUCCAGCAACGCACUCCCAGACAAAGCUUUAUAGUUAUAAGCCGUGGAAACGAUAUAGUUUUCGAGGUCCUCAUUCCUUUUGUUAGUUUCAGUUGGGACGUGCGUGGUCUCUGCUGUACAUUGUCUUCAAUGAUUAAACUUGCUUUUUAAAUAAUCGUCUGGGGGGUGGUCUCUAUAUAUGUUUAGACGAUCGUAUGGAAAUAUACCCGUGAUGCGAUGUAGAAUUAUCCAAACAAUUGUGGCAAUCCAAUCGCGAGCAUUCAAUCCUCUGGACAGAACCAACCUCUGUAGAUAGGCCGGCUCACACAUUUUGGAUUGCAACUUCCCAAGUAGAAAAUAGAGGCGACUAAAACAAUCCAGAUUAUUAUAAGGAAAUCAGGCUUAAGGUUUAACUGGAAGGUGCAAAGGACCAGUUGUGCUAGCCUCCAAAACAGGCGCUACACGUUUUUCAGACAAGCGCGAAGCGGGCGUCCCGCUUUUCCCCGCCGCGCUUGUUUCUCCGAUCGCCUCCACGCCUUCUUGGUGCUUGUCCGAAAAACGCGAAAAAAAAAAGGGCCCGUUCUGCAUGCUACAGUUGUACUGACAAAAGAAACAAAAAGCAAACUGCGGUGAUAAACAUAAAGAAAGAUAAACGCAUUUAUGUUUAUCACAGCAAUUUGUUUUCUGUUUCUUCUUCAGCUUAGAUGGCCAAAAAACAAGCGUAUUUACAAUGUACUGACAGACUCCAUCUUAACAUUUGUUACAGGUUGGUGUGAAUUACAAGACUCCCAAUUAUCCUAUUUGGGUGAUAUGCAGCGAGAGUCACUUCAGUGUCUUGUUUUCUAUCAACAGAAAUCUCUUGCACGACUGGUAAGCUUAUAGUCACUAGUAAAUGGAUGUACUCACACUAGAGACGGAUUAUCCGUCUCAGACGGGUUAUCCGUUAGAUAAUACGUCUUAAUUUGAAUAUGGAACGGAUUUUGGAUGGAUAAUCUGCCUGACUUUAUCCAUCUGUAUUUCCGUCAAUUUUGACGGAUUUUGAUGGAUUAUCCGUCUCAAACGGAUAAUCCGUCUCUAGUGUGAAAACGGCCAUUGAUACUAGCCAAUUUACGGCAUUUGAACUUAUCUUUAGCCUGUUUUUAUUCUUUCUAAAUACUUUUUUUUUUAUGUUUUCACUAAAGGCCUGUUAUGUGGUAAUGAGGAGACUAAUUCCUUCAGUUUGAUUAAAAACACUGAUGUCAUAAAAGAGAUGCUACUUUCUGGUCACUUGUAGUGCUUUGCCGAAGGGUUAGAAAAUAGCAGGAGCCCAUCAAAUGGAGCCUCCAUCUCCCAUACAAGCCCUUGGAGUCAACCCUUUCCCGAGUAGAUUUAUAAUUAGAACGGUUCCCAGGGGAGACUUCGCGCGCCGGCGGUGGGAAGAGCCAAUCACAACGACUAAAUGACAGUGCUAUUGUACUUCAUGAAACAGCAGGAAAUCCGGUGCUGACAGGCCAAACAAAAUCAUAAGCUAGUGAAUCGUGACUUUAGCGUUUUCAUCCCUCAGAGAUUUUCUUUCUUUUCUUUCUAGCGGGUAGAUUAUACUGUGGAGAGUUUUAAACUCUGACUAUGUUAAUCUUAAUUUUGGUUGCUUGUCUCACAUUUAUAAGAGGCCAUGAAGCUGAUCUGUUACAUGCGUAAUGAUUAACUACUACCUGCAGUCUGUAGUUCUGACAGGAUUCGUUUUUAAAAAUAGCCAAUUUUUUUUAGCGUUAAGGUUCUUAUUUCGGCUAAAUGACUCAAUAUUAAUCAAAUUUCUAGUUUUUCAAGUUUUUCUCCGAAAUGCGUUUGUCUGAAUAAAUACUGUGGUUGUUUUGUCCGUCAGUUAGUGUGAUGAUUCCCUGCUAUGUUUUGUAACGCCGAGCCCAGCCAUUGUUUUCUCGCAAAAAAGUGAUCUACAGAUGCGAAUUCGAAGGAAAGAAUUGGCCUAAACUUCUAAAUUAAUUGCUGAGAAUUCUCCUGUUAGUCAGUCAUAAUUCUUUUGGCGCAGAUACAAUCCGUUUUGCUUUUCUUGAGAUAAGAGGGUCUUUGGACUGGAGCGCGAUGUCACAAAUUCCUCGGCUUUAGCAAAUUACUUUUGAGUUAGCUUCACGGUCGAGCAACUGUUGUCUUCUGUUCAACUUUGUAAGUGCCAGUUUUAUCAGGCAACUCUCAUGGCGAUACAAGUCAGUUGUAAAGGAAGACUGCAAUUUUUCUGAAGCAUUCCUCCUUAGUUGCUACUUAGGUCAUCGCUUUUGCACGCGGUGCUUAACUGGCGAAAUCCACCCCACGGCGAUAACAAAAAUCAAAUGAUCCUGGCACUUUUUCGGCGCUGAUCAUCGAAAAGUUUCAAAUCGUCCACAGAACGCUUAAUCGUCGACUCUUUUCACGGUGCAUGCUUAAAUGUGGGAUGAUGACGGCAAAAAAAAAACAAAAACAAAAACAAACACUCGCAAAGAACCUUUCCGUGAUCCUCAGUUCGCUGCCUUUGUCCCAUUGCUUCAUGCUCAGUCUCAGUCGGGUAAUUCAUUAACUUUUAUUUCAUCCCAGAUCCCAGCGGCUGUAAAACUGUAAAAAUGGACGUAUAGUAAAAAAGGAAAACGGUCGAAGGACGGGCUUCUGAGUUCGACUUCAUCCAACUUCAUUUUUUUCACGGUGACAUACGAGACUCACGGAAAUAUGACACUUUUCGCGGGAAACAAGCCGUUCUAUUUAUAAAUCUACUCGGGAAAGGGUUGACUCAAGAAAUUAAUGGAGAUGGAGGCUCCAUUUGAUGGGCUCCUGAAAAUAGUUUCUAUCAGCGAUCAGUUUACAAGCAAAUAAUGUUGGUCAGACACCAACUGUAUGAAGGAGUGGGAAACUGUCCACCUACCCCUCCCCUAAGCCAAUAUUAACACUUACUUCUCACCUAGGGCAAAAUGUUGGCUUAGGGGAGGGGUAUGUGGGCAGUCUCCCAGAAACGUAUAAUGAUCGGAUCAAAGCGUGCAAACUCAGAGGCAACGUUUUGGUAUUGAGGUUUCUGGAUUACUGACCACCUACCCCUCCCCUAAGUCGACGUUAACUUUUAUUUCUCACUAAGGGCAAAAUUGUUACAUAGGGAAGGGGUAAGUGGUCCAAGCUUUGGGCACCAGAGCACUCUUGUUAGACGCUUAUACUAAGCUUAGCAAGCCAUGGUGCCCACACGACCGAGGCUUCUCCCAGUCUCUUUAGUAUGAGAAACCUGGGUGUUAUGCUUUCUUCCCCCGCCAUCUCCCCCGCUAGGAAAGGAAAUGUCUGCAUGUAGGCUAUCGCAGGGUUACCGCUAGCAGUAUGUCGCCGGGUUCCGUUAAUACACCUGAGUGAGGAGAGACAACGUUAAGGAAUAAACGCGAUGGCAGGGCUUGAACCUCGAACUACGGAUCCGAAGCCAGAGGUCCUUGCUGGCCGGAAGUCCUAGUCAUAAUGGUCGAAACACUCGCGGAUUUCUUCGCCCCUUCCGCUUCAAUGUUUAUACAAAAAAGUCCAAGCAAUCUCUAAAAACCAACACUGGGAGAAGGAGACCUCAAGGGAAUCGGAGCUUGUAUUCGUGGAAUGACUUGGUUUAUCUUGUUUUUUCAUUAUGACGAUAAUUUCAAGUGAUAGUGAUUUCAGGAUUAGAUGUGUGUAUAUUGUCCCAUCUAACUGCAAUAUAGGAGUCGACGUAGGCUCUAGCCAUUGAUUGUUUGUUUGAUUGAUUGAUUGAUUGAUCGAUCUAUUAAUUGAUUGAUAUACACAGGAGGUUAGAGAAGAAGUUUGAUCUUUAUUACUAUGAUGGUCUGGCAAGGCAGGAUGAGGAGUUAAGAUUGACAGUUGGUGAGCACGCAUUACUUCGUGUAAAAUGUCAGUGUAACUUAUAUGGCCUUGCUCGGGUAGAUAGCUGUUACAGGCUAGAUAAUGGCCUGGAAAAAAGAUACUUCAAGGUCAUGAAAAAGUCAGGGAAGUUCUUUUGAGUCAGGAAAAAUUAAAAUUAUUAAGAAAAAACUAGCUGAACAUUGUAAUUAUAAAACCACUGGUUAAAUACCAUUAAUAAUUAUGGAAAAACGCAUUUCGGGUUAAUAUAAUCUCAGAGAUGUCUUUUGUUGAUGUAAUUACGAUAGCGUCCCUGUAAUAUGUAUGACAUCAUCGCAUUUCAAUUGAAGCCUCCUUUUUGAUGAAAUAAAGAUAGAAAAGCGUUUUGCAAAUAAAAACAAGAAGAAAAAAAGAAAAGAACAAAAAUCAACACUAUGAAAGCGUUUUACAAAACGUACGUUUUAGGUGCCUGAAAACGCCGUUUAAUUGUGGACGGCAGAAGACUUAAAACGGACGAAAAAAUGGUUUAAAAAAUAUUCGGAUACGUGUGGACGUAGCCUUUAAGUAAUUUCAUCUUUCUCUUGAUAAAGAUACAACAAAAGAAUGCCCAGAAUACAAGGACACUGAUCUUGUGCCUCCACUGGAACACUGCAUACGAACAAGGUGAGACCAAGUGACAGAGUUCAUUGUCAGAAAAGUGGCCCUUUCAGGGCUUUGAAUUUGGCUGCUUGGCACAGAAAUGCUGUGCUUGGAGGAAAGAAACCUAAUGAAAUAAUAUAAGGUCCGUUUUUCUUGUCGUCCUGGUACGUUUCUUGCUCUCCAUUAAAUCGUUUUUGUACCCCGUCAUCAAGGCUCAUUUUCAACCAUCAGGCAAUGUGUGUAGUCAUUCAAAUUAAACCUCGUCAGCCCUACACUGUACUUUCACAUGUUUCUAUAUCUUGAGUUUGUGUAGUUGUAACUUUUAAGUCUGUGGAUGAAACCCUCGCUAUGGUGUUACCAUUCAAAUGAAACCUCUUUAGCAAUACUUUCAGAUGUUUCUUUUAAUUUAGUAUGUAGCUGUUACGUUUGAGUCUGUGGAUGAAAUUCUACGGACGUGAUCAUUCAAAAGAAACCUUUUAAGCAGUACUUUCACGUCGUGAUGAUACUGUUUUUGCGUGUGGUGCUUAGUUUGUCGGCAAAUUUUUAAGGUGUUACUAUCCAAAAACCUGUUGCUUUCUCGUUGAAGGGGUAUUUGGAAUCUCUUUGGUUACGAAAAGUCUAGUCGUUUUAGGAUUUCUUCUCCUGACGCAGAGACAGGCGUGUUUGAUGUAUUUGUUGACGUGUCGAGCUGAGUGAAAGCGAGGCAUAUUUCAAGCACAAAGUCAAUAUAUUUUUAACUGAGUUUCUCGCACGCUGACUGGUCGAGAGCUUUGUGUUUGAUAAGAGUACAGACCAUAAAAAUGACGUCAUGAUGGCACAAUUUGGUUUUCUUUCUCUCGCGCGAGAUUUUCUCAGAAACUUCUAGAAAAGGACGUCUAAACUGUCAAUGUUAUUGUUUUUUAGAAUAACAUGGUCUAUACUCUUAUCGACCAUAGAAAUGACGUCAAAAUGUUCAAAACGUUGCAAUAAAAACAUUCAUAUUUAUAGUCGAUAAGACCACAGCCCAUAGAAAACUGUUGUCGAUUUGUUAAAACCUGCUUGUGACAUGACGCAGAAUGUAAUAAUUGGCAAACCAUAAUUUGGCGUCCUUGUCCUAAGAUAGUGGUUAACUAUUAAAACCCUUGUGUAUUAUUUUUUAACUGAUCGUACAGGUGGAAGAAUGCUGUCAUAGACUGGAAUGGAUCGGAACCUAUCUUAUGAUGUUCGCCCCUUUUUGUGAUGUAUGAAAGCGAGAGGACUAAAGAAUCAAGAGAUAAAGUCUUGUCGUUUACAGGAUAGAGGACUCUAUUCACUGGAUAAAUCUGCUUCUUUUUGUUUAAAUGAUAUCGUGAAUAACUGGAAACUCUCCUCAUAAAAUACACUUUUAUAAAAUGGACACCUCUAUAUUACGGAAAAGCUUCAUAGUGAAUAGGGACCUAACGAUCCGACAAUGACGACGUCCACGAAAAAGUCGUUAGAAAACAGACUUCGCAACCUUUCAAACUUUUUGGCGAUUAUCCCUAAGUUACGUAAAGAAGAAAAUUUAAGUUGGAACUGAAGAGGAGAGACUGCGCCCGAUGUUAAGACAGAGAUGUUAGAAUUUAUUGCCUUGUCCGCUUCCCGUUCUCAAGUGACCGUAAAAUUUGACCUUGUCACGUCUGUAGUUGUGAAGGGACGGCAACAAAAUUAACCAACAAUCGUGAUGCACGCGCAAAGUCGUGUGUGCUCAUUAAAACUGAUGCUUUUUUGACGUUCCCGUUAACGUUGCCGUCGUAUUAUCGUUAGGUCCCUAACGAUACCGUCGAACCUCAAUUAAGCGGCCAUUCUCGGGGUACAGCAUAAUCUUUAGCAGCAACAUCACUUUAUUUUGAAACAAAUCGUGACGGAGGAAGCAUUUCUUGUCAACAAUCGGUUGUAAUCUUCUAUCUUUGGACUGUAUUUUCCUUCAUCAUGUUCUUGAAAUAAAGCUAAACUAAGUGUAUCAAGCGCUUGAUGGCCGCUUAAUGGAGGUGUUCGCGUUGGAAUUUGUGAGUAUAUUACUUCAGAUGGUUGCUCAGGCGGUAAAAAAUGCGUCUUCACUUUUAUUCAGCGGUCAUAGCGAACUCGAAUACACUUUAAUAACCCUACUUAAAGUACCUACCAACUCGAAACUGGACUAUUGCUCAAAAGUGUUACGUUUUGAGCUUGGGUAUUAGAAAAAUCCCUUUUCAGUCAGGUAUUAGUAAAUCAGAAGGAAAAUAGUGUCAAGUCGGUCCGCUUUAUCGAGAAAUUAUAAGCGCACCUGUCGGUCGCGAUGACCGUUGUGUUGUAUCAAGUAUAAACAUAUUCCCAAAUGUUGCUUUCAAAAUUAAAUAUUUAUGAAGUCAUAUGGACAAAUGGCUCUGGCUUUUUAGGCAGGGAAUAAACGGCC
Molecule: messenger RNA, 24545 nt
Organism: Porites lobata
Lineage: Eukaryota; Metazoa; Cnidaria; Anthozoa; Scleractinia; Poritidae
Source: the annotation of a GenBank genome assembly